AUGCAAGAAUGGAACUUUGCGUUCGUCGAUGCUGAAGUGAACAAAGGAAAUGGAAGUCUGGUCAAUGUUCAUCAUAUCACAUCGCAGCGUAAAAAAUUCGGAGAAUUGCGAGCAACCAGAAUCGACGGUUACAUUUAUGCUAUUAGAAAUGGAGCAAAACACAUAUACGAAGGCGACUUCAGCGGCAACGAUGGUGGUCAACAACUUGCUAAUUUUGACUUUGCUGAGAAAAGUAGUGGACUUAUAUACUCAGAACGAGGCGUAGGAGGCAGGUUGGCUUAUAACUUUUUUUUAGCACUUCUUGCAUAG
Molecule: messenger RNA, 309 nt
Organism: Cylicocyclus nassatus
Lineage: Eukaryota; Metazoa; Nematoda; Chromadorea; Rhabditida; Strongylidae
Source: the annotation of a GenBank genome assembly